AUGGUCAAUGCAGCUGUAUAUAAAAGCUUUAAGUGGUCUUCUAUUUAUACUGGAACAACACCACACCCUGCCCACACAUAUAGAUACUCAAAUAAAAAAAUGUGUAUUUUAUUCAUAUACAAUGGGUCAGGUGACCCCCAAAGCGAUUACAGCCUGAUAUUAAUAUCAAAUAGAGAUGAAUACUAUGACCGACCUACACAGAACAUGACGAUUUGGAGCGAAGAUCCAGUCAUUGUUGGAGGUCGGGACUUGGAGAUCCACGAUGGUGGAACGUGGCUCGCAGCAUCUCCCACAUAUAAAAAAAUAGGAGUGUUACUUAAUUUGCCAGGAGCCUCUAAAGAAAAUGCCAAAACCAGAGGCAAAAUUGUUGUUGAUUAUGUUAAGAGUAAAGAUUCAGUACAAGAAUAUAUAGAAAAUACAAAAAAUUAUAUCAAGAAUUGUAAUGAAUUUGUUCUAGUUGCAAUUGAGUUCAAUAACGUCACUCCCUCCAUAUUUUCAUACAGCAAUGCCAACGAUCAACUACUUACACAUAAAACGGCUUACAAUGGCUUUGGUAAUAACUUGCCAGAGACACCAUUGAAAAAAGUCGAAGUUGGUAGGUCCCAGUUGGAGCAUAUCUGCAGUAAAUUCAAUAAAGAAAGCAUGGAAAAAGAACUAAUAGAAAAUUUACUGCAGCUAUUGAAAUCAGACCAAAGACAUUUGCCCGACCAGCAGCUGGAGGCUAAGAGACCUAAUAUAUAUGAAGAACUAAGUUCGAUUUAUGUUUGUAUACCAAAAGGAAGAUACGGUACAAGGACACAUACAAUAGUGCUGCUUAAGAAGACAGGGCAUCUAAGCAUAACUGAGAUUACACAACGAAUGCCUAUUGAUCCAGCAAGUCCAACAUGGGAUAGAUCUGAGUUCAACUUUGAAAUAAAUGUAAACAGUUGUAAAUGUACAAAAAAAUAA
Messenger RNA from Arctia plantaginis, 948 nucleotides. The record is from the annotation of a GenBank genome assembly. Lineage: Eukaryota; Metazoa; Arthropoda; Insecta; Lepidoptera; Erebidae.